Messenger RNA from Cladophialophora bantiana CBS 173.52, 2115 nucleotides. RefSeq lists its product as uncharacterized. The record is from RefSeq and is a predicted model, not a curated record. Bases 1 to 2115 code for a protein of 704 amino acids. Lineage: Eukaryota; Fungi; Ascomycota; Eurotiomycetes; Chaetothyriales; Herpotrichiellaceae. The transcript has a single exon.
AUGUAUAUUCAAGAGAUCCCGUCUGGAUCCAUCCCGACGUUGGCGAAGCUUCUGCAGUCUCGACCCAAUGAAGCCCCAGAAGCCCUCUCUCGGCGCAUCGCCAGGGGCGUGAAAUCGUUGCCUUCCUUCCUCAGACCGAGUCGGCUGGAGAAGCUCCUCCUGCCGCCUCGCGGUCACCUCUGCCGGCUGCAUAAAGCGCUACAUCGCGAUGUGGUGGAUAUUGUGCUACAUCAUGUCCAACUGGAGGUCGGAGUACGUCUGAACAACCUCAUUUCGCAAUGCGAAUUGCUUUCCCCGGAGCAGUAUGUCCGCCUUAUGAGACUGCGAGCUCUGCACGCCUUGUGGCUCAAGCCAGAGGACUACGAAAAGACCUUCUUGACUUCCAGUCAGGGUUCAAAGUGGAGCUACCAGAAUGACCGCUGCGGCGCGUGCAUCCUGUCGUGCAUUACAUGCAACCUGGAGAUUCUCCUUGACCUGAGGUGGACGAUCCGGUCGAGGGCGACCCAAUAUUUCAUCGCCACGUAUGGAAACCCCAGACUUCAGUUGUGGGUGCAAGUUUGGAUUGCGGCGCUGGCACGGCGCGUCCAGAAGGCCACCGGUCAGGAGAUUGACCUGGACGCGGUCAUGUUGCAGAAUGAGGAGCAAGCAAUGGCCUUGAAGAAGAUACGGGCCAGCAUCGAAGCGGUGAGGCAGGAGAAAUACAAGUACAUGAAGCUGAGCAGAAGGAAAAGCGGACGGUCGAGAGCUAAGCACGACGACGGCUCUCGCCUUGUUCCCAAUCCCCAGGCUCCUCCUGAGUACGAGGCUGCCCGAACAGCCAGCCCGCCAAGCAACGACGAUCAUAACGUCGAGGAGGGUCUGCCAAAAGAGCCAAACGAGGCCGAUCUUGAAGGGAUGGACGCGUUUGAGGCGUUGACCAGCACGACAUAUCUUCCAAGUCAGCCGCAUUCGCACGUGAAAUUUACAUUUGAAUCAGAAAUUAGCUCUGUCUCGGGCGACCCACCUAUGAAAGGCCAAAGUCCUUAUGAAUACGCCUCGCCGAGGAGCGAACGACACAGUAUCUAUAGCGUGGUCGACGAUCCACAAACUAUCACUUCACAGGUGCUGAGAGACGACAAAGACGAAGAUGGGUGUCUCGAAUAUGUACCUCUGAGGUCAUGUUGGAAGACACCACCUCGACAAGAACAACAAACACAGCCACCUACGCGUUAUGGUCACUCAGUAGGCAACCAAAGCCAUAAGCGCCAGAUGCAACCGCCUUUCAUGUCGACAGAUUCUUGGGAAGCAGAGCCGUGCUUAGCCUCGAGUUCGAGCAUAUAUUCUUCCGCAACGGCGGCGUCCAACAAUCAGAGGCAGACCACCUCUCGAAGCAGGCAGCACCUGUCCAGAGUUGAUGAGCACGGGGACGAGCGGAGUGAAAGCCAAUCACGCUCUCGAUCCCGAGCUUAUGCACCGUCACCUACUACGGCACAUAAAUCACCAUCGGCAGUCCCCGGACGCAGUGCGGCAGACACCUACACUGAUCUCCUCGCGCCAUCUCCAUUCACAGAUACGUAUGAACCACCACCGAGACAACAAGAUGUGCCGGGACCUGGGCCAUCAGCAUGCACGCCUCCAGCUUCCGCGUCGGAGUUAUUUCUCCGUCUGUACGAUGAAAUCAGCCGGCCCGCCGGAGCAGGGACACAGCGGAGCUGUCACACCCCAUCGCCUUCCGUGGAGACAUGCACAUUGUCAACUACGUCUCUAUCUCCACCUGAGCCGACAUUUCAGCCCCCAGGCCGACCGGCACCGGCGCCAGCACUGUCAACACCUCCACGGCGCCCAGUGUCCUCCACAGAAGCCUUUCUCAACCUAUACGACGAGAUCGUCAACGCCUACGCGCCGACCAAGAGCCCUGCGACCACAUCGUCGUCAGAGACGCACCAUCCGGCAGCGACAUCUGUCAAGCACCACAGCCAUGUGCAUGCGCGCGCGAGAGCAGCAUCCAGGAGCUCGGCUAGUCGCGGCAGGAGCAGGAGCAGGAGCAGGAGUGACGUACACUCUACUUGGAGCCGAGCAUACGAGUCGGAAAUCGCAUCGAGGGAGGAUCUGGAUUGGUUCUACCGCGGCAGGUAA